CCGUGAGGGCGCCCCCGGGCUCGGCGCGCGCGCGCGGGGGGGGCACGAGCGGCGGCGCCCCCCCCCCCCCCCCCACACCCCCUUGCUCCCCCCCCUUCCUUUAAAAAUUUAAAUAUUUUUUAAAAAACAAAAAUCAUUUCUGUGGGGAAACCCCCCCCCGAAUAUCGGCCCGAAGCGAGGGGGGUGGCGGAUUUCCCUUCCCUUCCCCCCCUUUUCCCUCAGGCGCUCGGCGGGACAGCCUGGAGCUCCGGAGCCCCCUCAGCCUCAGAAGAGCCCCCCAAAAACACCCAAAUUCCCCCCAAAAACCCCAAACUCCCCCCAAAUUCCCCCAAAACCCCCAAAUUCCCCCCAAAACCCCCAAAAUCCCCCCCAAAUUCCCCCCAAAACCUCCCCAGCACCCCCAAAUUCCCCCUGGGACUCCCCAACCCCCCCAGUUUGGGGUUGGGGACCCCCAAUUUCCCCCCAGGACCCCCCUAAAUCCUCCCCAAAAUUUCCAUUUUUGGGGGUUGGGGACCCCCAGAUCCCCCAAAUUCCACCCAGGACCCCCCAAAUUUCCAUUUUUUGGGGUCUGGGCCCUUAAAACGCCCCAAAAUUCUGAUUUUUAGCAAUUGGGACCUCCCAGAUCUCCCCCAAACCCCCCAAAUUUUGGAUUUUUGGGGUCAGGACCCCCAAAUUCCCCCAAAUUUUGGAUUUUCGGGGUCGGGACCCCCCAAAUCCUCCCCAAAUUUUGGAUUUUUGGGGUCGGGACCCCCAAAUCCUCCUCGAAUUUUGGAUUUUUGGGGUCGGGACCCCCAAAUCCUCCUCAAAUUUCGGAUUUUUGGGGUCGGGACCCCCCAAACCUCCCCCAGACCCCCCCAAAUUCCCAAUUUUUGGGGUUGUGCCCCCAAGACCCCCCCAAAUUUUUGAUUUUUGGGUUCAAACCCCCCCCAAAUUGUUGAUAUUCACAGUCAGGACCCCCAAACCCCCCCCCAGUUUUUGAUUUUCGGGGUCGAGACCCCCAAAUUCCCGAUUUUUGGGGUCAGCACCCCCCAAACCCCCCCCACUCAAAUUUCGGCUUUUUUGGGUUUUUUGGACUCCCCAAACUCCCUCUAAAUCCCCAUUUUUUUGGGUCAGAACCCCCUAAAUUCCUAUUUUUUGGGUCACAACCCCCUAAAUCUUCAUUUUUUGGGGUCAGAACCCACUCAAAUCUUCAUUUUUUGGGUCACAACGCCCUAAAUUCCAAUUUUUUGGGUCAGAACCACUCAAAUCUUCAUUUUUUGGGUCACAACCCCCAUAAUCCCCAUUUUUGGGGUCAGAACCCCCUCAAAUCCCCAUUUUUUGGGUCACAACCCCUCAAAUCCCCAUUUUUUGGGUCAGAAUCCCCUAAAUUCCCAUUUUUGGGGUCAGAACCCCCUCAAAUCCCCAUUUUUUGGGUCAGAAUCCCCUAAAUUCCCAUUUUUUGGGUCACAACCCCUCAAAUCCCCAUUUUUUGGGUCAGAAUCCCCUAAAUUCCAUUUUUUUGGGUCAGAACCUCCUAAAUCCCCAUUUCCCCCUCAAAUCCCCAUCACAACCCCCUCAAAUCCCCAUUUUUUGGGCCAAAAUCCCCUCAAAUCCCCAUUUUUUGGGGUCAGAACCACUCAAAUCCCCAUUUUUUGGGGUCACAACCCCCCUAAAUCUCCAUUUUUUGGGGUCACAACCCCCUCAAUCCCCAUUUCCCCCUCCAAUCCCCAUUUUUUGGGCUCAGAACCCCCAAAUUUUUGAUUCUCGCGUUCAACCCCCCCCAUCCCCAAUUUCGGGGGUCCCCUCCCCUCCCCCCAACAUGGCCGACCCCAUCAUGGAUCUUUUUGACGACCCCAACCUGUUCGGCCUGGACCCCCUCCCCCCCCGAGGACCUGGUGGCCCCGCCCCCUGCCCCUCCCCCCUCCUCCUCGGCCCCGCCCCCCGCGCCCACCCCUCCCCCCACCGACCCCCUGGCCGAGGCUUUGGGGGCUCUCGGGGGCCCUGGACCCCCCCCAGAACCCCCCGGACCCCGCCCCCAAACCCCGCCCCGCCCCUCCCACAACCGGAAGCGGAAGUGCUGAGCCAGGGAAAUCCCUUCAUGGGGGUCUCCGCCCCUGCCCCCGCCCCCUCGGGACCCCCCCCUCCCCCUCCCCCUAAAAUCGUCAUCCUCAAAGCCCCGCCCCCACCGGGAGGAGGCCCCGCCCCGGCCACGCCCAACGGCGGCAAAGUCACCUUGGCCAAGGUGCUGGCCCCGCCCACCAUCCGCGCGGGGGGGCGUGGCCUCCUCGGCAGCAGCGGCGGGGGGCGUGGCCUCCUCGGCAGCAGCGGCGGGGGGCGUGGCCUCGGCGGCAGGGGGCGGGGCCGGCAGGUGAAGCAGCUGCUGCUGCAGCCCCUGAAGGCCACGGCGGGGGCGGGGCCGGGCGCACCUGGGAGCCCCGCCCUGAAACCCGGACUGAGCCUGGGGCCCGCCCAGGGCGAGUCCAAGCGCAUCACGCUGGUGCUGCAGCAGACACCUGCCCCAGGUGCCCCACCUGGCCAGCGCCACGUCGUCCUGGGCACCCUGCCCGGCAAGCUCCUCCUGCAGGGCGGGGCCGCGGCCACGCCCCCCGGCGCGGCGGCCAAGGCCACGCCCCCCGGCGCUCCGGCCAAGGUGGUGACCAUCCAGCUGCAGGUGCAGCCCCCGGCCGCGGCCGGACAGGCGGCCGGACAGAAGAUCCAGCUGAUCCAGCCGGGGGCGGGGCCCGUGGGCGUGGCCCAGGUGCCGCAGGUGGUGGGCGGGGCCGGGCAGAGGCUGACGGUGCCGCUCAAGGUGGUGCUGCAGCCGCAGGCCGGCUCCUCCUCGGGCGCGCCCUCCGCCGGCCUCUCGGUGGUCAAGGUGCUGAGCGGCUCGGAGAUGACCGCGCUGACCACAGCGGCGGCGCCGUCGGUGGUCCACGCGGGGGGCGGCUGCUCGGACGAGAGCCGCAAGCUGGAGCACCAGAAGAAGCAGGAGAAGGCGAACCGCAUCGUGGCCGAGGCCAUCGCCCGCGCCCGCGCCCGCGGCGAGCAGAACAUCCCCCGCGUGCUCAACGAGGACGAGCUGCCCAGCGUCCGGCCCGAGGACGAGAGUGACCGCAAGCGCCGGCGCAAGACAGGGCCCACGGCCACGGCCAAGGAGGAGCGGCCGCGCCGGGGCAAGGGGCAGGGCAAGAGCAAAGCCAGGGGCAAGGCCAGCACCAUCACGCCGGUGGUCAGCAAGAAGCGCAAGCGCAACGCCAGCUCGGACAACUCGGACUCGGAGGCGCUGCCGGCGCCGUCCCCGCGCCAGGAGGACGACGGGGGGGGAGGAGCCGGGGGAGGAGUCCAGAAGCGGCGUUCGAACCGGCAGGUGAAGCGCAAGAAGUACACGGAGGACCUGGACAUCAAGCUGACGGACGACGAGGAUCUGGACGAGGAGCUGGACGUGACGGGGCCGCAGGCGCGGCCGGACGCUGACCAGGAGCCGCCCCCGGCGCCGCCCGCGCCGGCCACGGAGGGCGAGGGCGGGGACGCGGCGCUGCCCUCCAUGCAGUUCUUCGUGGAGAACCCGAGCGAGGAGGACGCGGCCAUUGUGGACAAGGUGCUGUCCAUGCGCGUGGUCAAGAAGGAGCUGCCCUCGGGACAGUUGGUGGAGGCCGAGGAGUUCUUCGUCAAGUACAAGAACUACUCGUACCUGCACUGCGAGUGGGCGACGAUCGCGCAGCUGGAGAAGGACAAACGGAUCCACCAGAAACUGAAACGCUUCAAGACCAAAAUGAACCAAAUGCGGCAUUUCUUCCACGAGGACGAGGAGCCCUUCAACCCCGACUACGUGGAGGUCGAUCGGAUCCUGGACGAGUCCCACAGCGUGGACAAGGACAACGGCGAGCCCGUGGUUUAUUACCUGGUCAAGUGGUGCUCGUUGCCAUACGAGGACAGCACCUGGGAGCUGCAGGAGGACGUGGACGAGGCCAAGGUGGCCGAGUUCAAGCGGAUCCAGGCGCGGCACCCCGAGCUCAAGAGACAGCCCCGCCCCCAGGCCGGCGCCUGGAAGAAGCUGGAGGCGUCGCACGAGUACAAGAACCACAACCAGCUCAGGGAAUACCAGCUGGAGGGCGUCAACUGGCUGCUCUUCAACUGGUACAACAGGCAGAACUGCAUCCUGGCGGACGAGAUGGGGCUGGGCAAGACGAUCCAGUCGAUCGCGUUCCUGCAGGAGGUGCACGGCGCAGGUGUGCGCGGCCCCUACCUGGUGAUCGCGCCGCUCUCCACCAUCGCCAACUGGGAGCGCGAGUUCGGCACCUGGACGCACCUGAACACCAUCGUGUACCACGGCAGCCUGGCCAGCCGGCAGAUGAUCCAGCAGUACGAGAUGUACUGCAAGGACGGCAAGGGCCGGCUGAUCCCAGGUGCGUACAAGUUCGACGCCCUCAUCACCACCUUUGAGAUGAUCCUGUCCGACUGCCCCGAGCUGCGCGAGGUCCAGUGGCGCUGCGUGGUCAUCGACGAGGCGCACCGGCUCAAGAACCGCCACUGCAAGCUGCUGGACAGCCUGAAACACAUGGACCUGGAGCACAAGGUGCUGUUGACAGGCACACCUUUGCAGAACACGGUCGAGGAGCUCUUCAGCCUCCUGCACUUCCUGGAGCCCUCCCAGUUCCCGUCCGAGGCCGAGUUCCUCAAGGACUUCGGCGACCUCAAGACCGAGGAGCAGGUGCAGAAGCUGCAGGCGCUGCUGAAGCCGAUGAUGCUGCGGCGGCUCAAGGAGGACGUGGAGAAGAACCUGGCGCCCAAGCAGGAGACGAUCAUCGAGGUGGAGCUGACCAACGCCCAGAAGCGCCUGUACCGCGCCAUCCUGGAGCGCAACUUCGCUUACCUGGCGCGCGGGGCGGGGCACGGCAACGUGCCCAACCUGCUCAACACCAUGAUGGAGCUGCGCAAGUGCUGCAACCACCCCUACCUCAUCAAUGGUGCGGAGGAGCAGAUCGUGGCCGAGCUCAGGGCGUCGCUGCCGGCGCUGCCCGGGCCCGAGCUGGCGCUGCAGGCCCUGGUGCGCUCGGCCGGGAAGUUGGUGCUGCUGGACAAGCUCCUGCCCCGGCUGCGCGCCGGCGGACACAAGGUGCUGGUGUUCUCGCAGAUGGUGCGGUGCCUGGACAUCCUGGAGGACUACCUCAUCCAGAAACGGUACCCGUACGAGCGCAUCGACGGGCGUGUCCGGGGCAACCUGCGCCAGGCCGCCAUCGACCGCUUCAGCCGUCCGGACUCGGACCGGUUCGUGUUCCUGCUGUGCACGCGGGCGGGCGGGCUGGGCAUCAACCUGACGGCCGCCGACACCUGCAUCAUCUUCGACUCGGACUGGAACCCCCAGAACGACCUCCAGGCGCAGGCGCGGUGCCACCGCAUCGGGCAGAGCAAGGCGGUGAAGGUCUACAGGCUGAUCACCAGGAACUCGUACGAGCGCGAGAUGUUCGACAAGGCCAGCCUGAAGCUGGGCCUGGACAAGGCCGUGCUCCAGUCCAUGAGCGGCCGCGAGGGCUCCAUCGCCGGGAUCCAGCAGUUCUCCAAGAAGGAGAUCGAGGACCUCCUGCGCAAGGGCGCCUACGCCGCCAUCAUGGACGAGGACGACGAGGGCGCCAAGUUCUGCGAGGAGGACAUCGAGCAGAUCCUGCUGCGGCGCACCACCACCAUCACCAUCGAGAGCGAGGGCAAGGGCUCCACCUUCGCCAAGGCCAGCUUCGUGGCCUCGGAGAACCGCACGGACAUCGCGCUGGACGACCCCAACUUCUGGCAGAAAUGGGCCAAGAAAGCCGACCUGGACCUGGAGCUGCUCAACAGCAAGAAUAACCUGGUCAUCGACACGCCGCGUGUCCGGAAGCAGACUCGCCACUUCAGCACGCUGCGCGACGAUGACCUGGUGGAGUUCUCGGACCUGGAGAGCGACGAGGAGCUGGAGCGGCCGGACCGGGCGGCGCCCAGGACGCGGCGUGGGGGCCACCACCACCCCCAGCACGGACACCAUGGACACCACCAUGGACACCACCACCAGCAUGGUCAGCAGGGUGGUCAGCAGGGUGGUCAGCAGGGUGGUCAGCAACAGAGUGGUCAGCAUGGGGGUCAGCAUGGAGGUCACCAGGCCACCCCGGCCACCCCAACGGCGCCGUUUGCGAGGAGCGACUGCGUCCGCGUGGAGAAACACCUGAUGGUCUAUGGGUGGGGCCGGUGGCGCGAGCUGGCCGCCCAGGGCCGCUUCAAGCGCCGCCUGUCGGAGCGGGACGUGGAGAGCCUGGCCCGGGCCAUCGUCCUCUUCUGCCUGCGGCACUUCCGGGGCGACGACGGCACCCGGGCCCUGGCGUGCGCCCUGCUCAGCGCCGGGGCCAGCAACGGCCGCGCCCUGCCCAGGCACCAGGGUCAGUCUGGGGGGCACCCGGGCCCUGGCGUGCGCCCUGCUCAGCGCCGGGGCCAGCAACGGCCGCGCCCUGCCCAGGCACCAGGCACCCGGGCCCUGGCGUGCGCCCUGCUCAGCGCCAGGGCCAGCAACGGCCGCGCCCUGCCCAGGCACCAGGGCUCGGGGUCGCUGCCGCGGGGCCGCAAGGGCCGGAAGGCGCCCAAGCUUCCGGAAGGUUCCGCGGGGGCCGAGUGGCUGCUGCAGGACGAGGGGUACCGGAAACACCUGCGGCACCACGGCGGGAAGCUGCUGCUGCGGGUGCGGGCGCUGCAUUUCCUGCGGCACGAGGUGAUCGGGGGGGACCAGGCCGAGCGCGUCCUGGCCGGGGCCAGCGCCAGCGAUGUCCAGCUCUGCCUCCCCCUCCCGGAGCAGCCGGAGCCGCCCUCGCCCUGGUGGGACCCGGAGGCCGACAAAUCCCUGCUCCUGGGGGUGCUCAAACACGGCUAUGAGCGGUACCAGAGCAUGCGGGCAGACCCCGCCCUGUGUUUCCUGGCCAGGGCCGGGGGUCCCGAUGCCGCGGCCGUGGCGGCCGAGCAGCGCCUGGAGGGGCCCGAGGGGGCCGAUUUCGACAAAGACCCCGAGGACCCCGAGUACAAACCCCUGCAGGGAGCCGAGGAGAGUGACCCCCUGGACCCCCUGGCCGGGCUGGACGAGGACAUCGCCGUGGUGGACGGGGACGAAGGUUCAUCACCACCCUCCUCCUCCUCCCCAUCCUGGCCUUCCUCCCCGGCUCUCACCGCGCGUUUACCCCAAUGUUCAGCAUCACCACCCUCCUCCUCCUCCUCCUGGCCUUCCUCCCCGGCUCUCACCGCGCGUUUCCGGCGCCUGCUGGGGGCGGCUCAGCGGGGCCGGGCGCCGGGGCCGGGGCCGGGGCAGGGCCAGGGGAGCCCCCGGGAGCGCCCCCCGAGCCCCCCGAGCCCCCAUGGGAUGGGCACAGGGACAGGGACGGGGACAGGGACAGGGGAGCAGCAGCGGCGGCGGCAGCGGCGCGGCCACGACCCCGCCCGGCGCGACAAGCAGCAGCGCUGGACCCGCCGCGAGCAGGCUGAUUUCCUGCGCGUGGCCUCCACCUUUGGCGUGGAGCUGGAGCCGGGCUCGGGCCGGUUCCGCUGGGGCCGGUUCCGCGCCCUGGCCAACCUGGAGCGGCGCUCGGACGAGGAGCUCACGCGCUUCUACCACGGCUUCGUGGCCAUGUGCCGCCAGGUCUGCCGCCUGCGCCCGCGCCCAGCCGACG
Agelaius phoeniceus (red-winged blackbird) is the source of this 7655-nucleotide messenger RNA. The record is from RefSeq and is a predicted model, not a curated record. Lineage: Eukaryota; Metazoa; Chordata; Aves; Passeriformes; Icteridae.